Molecule: messenger RNA, 5183 nt
Organism: Bursaphelenchus xylophilus (pine wood nematode)
Lineage: Eukaryota; Metazoa; Nematoda; Chromadorea; Rhabditida; Aphelenchoididae
Source: the annotation of a GenBank genome assembly
AUGUCCAAUAAUGCUAACAUAAAUGAUCCUAAUGCCAAGCGUAAGAUUUUGCAUUGAUUUUUCGCUUUUUAGGUAGCAAGGUGAAUGUAAGAGUACGUUUUAGCACCUCACAAGUCGAAAAUCCCUCUUCCUCUGCGAAGAACACCACUGGAUCAACGAGUUCUCCCACCAGUCCACUCUAUCAAGCCAACAGGAGCAAGCGGAAAGUGUAAGAUCGUCUCUUUCUUCUUCAUGUUUAGAUAACAUUGGGGUCAUUCAAGCAUCUUGUUUUAGCCAAGAGAACAGUCAGAAGAAGGAAGAUUAUCAAGCGAGACGAAACGCUAGCUGGAUAUGCGGCGGACGAUUCCAGCGUUGAAACUUCGACGAUCUCAUUCUUCGAGCAAACUAUAGCUGAUUUGAAGGAAAAUAAGCGGUCUUUGUGCAGUACGUUUUUACUGUUAUUUACUUUACUUCUGUUUUUAGUGGUUCAACCAGUUGUAAAUGGUCUUCGUCCAGCGACGAAUGGUGCAGGGACUUCCAAAUCCGAGGGUCUUCCACCAGCAGGUAGGAUAAUAUAAUUUAGCUGACAAGACUAGUUUUUGGGGAAGUUUUGGAUAUUUUCUUGUUCUAACUGACAUUUGAAUGCCGUUUUAGAUCAAAUGAACAUCACUCCAUGCAACUUCCCGUCUGCAAAAACCUUUCUUCAGAAGAAACUUUCAAUAGAUAGAGGUAAUUUUCCACAGAUGCAGACUUCAACUAAGAGCACGAAGUUGGAGUCCACACGUCUCUCAUCCGUGGAAACUGCCGAUUGCACUGAUAUAAACUUAUCCGCCGUCUCUAAUGUUGGAGAACGCCCGUUUGAAGCCACUUUUAUUGCGGAAUCUGAAAAGAAAACAAGCGCCCCAACUGAUUCGACGAGCCGUUACAUACUCUCUGAUAUUUCAACUCCUCAGAAGGCAGAUUCUCAAGGCAACAGUGCUUUCGGGACCUUCCAAAUCAACGACGAUAUUGGUCAUGAAGAAGAGGUCACAAUGAAGCCAGAACGUCCAAAAAAACCGAGGAAGGCCAAAUCAGCUAAUCAGAAGGAGAAAAACGAAGUUUGCAGAGACAGGUCGAAUAAUACGAGAGGAUUUGGAAGUCAUGGAGAAGGUAAAAAAAUGUCAAAUAGAAGAGGAAAGAGAGCUCCAAGUGUGAAAGAUGUGGAACAAGAAGAGAGAACAUAUCUUGUUGAUGAAGAAAAACAUGACAGAUCCCGGGAUGUCGCUGUAGCCAAGCCAUGUCACACUAAAAUUAGUAGAGUUCAUGUCGAAAUUGAUGUUCAAGUUGAGAAUUUGGACGAGGAUGAAGAGAUGAUGGCCAAUACUGAUGUCUUCAGCCGUCUGAGAGUCGAUGAAGUCUAUGACAUUCUAGAAAGCCCAGAAGAAAAGAAAACAGCUCCGGUCAAUCGAUUUUCCAGCUUCAAAUUGGUUGACCAGGACGAUUUUUCAUUUGGAUUAGAAGAUAAGGAAAACAGUGUCAGAAGAGAAGAGACUAUGUCACAAAAUGUGGUAUCAGAAAAGGAUCAAAGCAAGGAGAAGGAGGAGAAAUCGUUGGAGAAGAGUGACGAGUCGAUCGAAGAAUCGGAAGAGGAAUUGGAUGAAGAAGAAGAUGAUUUGGUGGAGGAAGAGAUCGAAUAUGAAGAGGAAGAUGAGUUUGAAGAGGAACUGGAGGAUGAAGAAGCCAAGGAAAGGGAUUGUGAGUCGCUUAUAUUGUUUUAGAUAGUCUAAAAAUUUAUUUGUAAACUUUUUUUUGUUAAUUUUUACUGUUUUUUCAGGUCUCAGAAUGACUUUCUUUAAUUUGACGUCAACCCAAGUUCAAGAUUCGGAUUCUAGCGUCAGCAUUGACGAUGAUUUUGUCCCCGCAUCGGAUUCGGAAACCGAAUUUGAUGUCAAAGAAGACAUGGAGAAGAUAAGGAAGUGUCAUAAUCCCUGCAAAGACGACUUCUUCGACUUUUGUAAGUUACAAAAUAGCAAUGAAAUAGUGUUUUAGUCGCCAAAAAAGAUUUGAAAGAUGAUAGUGGUGAAGUGUCGGACAUGGAUUACGAUGAUGAUUCGUCGACAACGGUCACUACGCUCACGCUGGCAUCUCAAGAUUUGGCUUCUCAAGAACCGGAGAAGCCACAAGAAAGAAGGAGAGUCUCGGAUUCAUCGGUUGAGACCCUGGAUUUGUCCAGCACCAAGAGAGAAUACGACCCGAAACUUGAAAGAAUUGGAGAUGAAGAAAAAACUUUGAAUAUUGAAGGUAUAUCUAUGGAUGAUACGGUAAAAGGAGAGCAAGUCGAUUUUGAGGAGGAGCUUGACGAAGAAAGUGGAGAAGUUGAGAACUUGGAAGAAGAAAGCGAGCCCAGAGAGGAAAAGGUAACGAUUUGGAGUGUUUUCGGAUGGUUUAGGGGAUUCUUGGAGAUAAUAUUAAGGAAAGUUUGAUUUUGUUUGUUGCUUCUGAGCUGUAGGUUGAUUUGGACGUAUAAUAAGUUUGAUUUUAUCGAAUUUUCUUGACAGGCGAAGUACUCCAAGUGCGACGCUCAGAUUUUCUUUAAAUUUUGCACACACGUCGGGUAUGGACUAAAUAAUAAUCCCUGAAAGUUUUAGCUCGCGCUUUGCGCGCCGCCGAGAGAGCACGCUAAACGUAGAGAGCGGUCAGAGACAAAAACGCUUUUUGGCCAUAACUUUGGCAGUUUCGUGCGGAAAAAAUUGAUUUUUUGUAGAAACAUUAUCCUUUACGGUAGAAAUGGGCACGAAACUUUUCGUGCCGGAAUUCGGCAAAAAGUCUUAAAUUUUGGCCGACUUUCGAUCUAAAAAUCUCGGUUGUUUCUGCAAAGCGCGAGCUAGGAUUCUCGCAUAUAUCUUAGGAAAAAUUAUUCUAAAUUUAUGCCUAGUUUCAUCGAAAUGUCAUCGUCGCACUUGGAGUACUUCCCUUGUAAGUUUUGAUAUCAAUCUGUCGGGGAAAAUAACGGCGGAUUGUCGCAGCAAAAUGUCUCGCCUCGCCGCUAUCGCGCACCAAAUCCCAAGUCGCGGCUUGCAGUCGCAAAGCGAUGAUGGGCGAUUCGGAGGCGCGAUGAUCAGCCGUUAUUUUCCCGACAGACUGAUACUAGUUUACCUUAUUCAAGGUGCAGUCCUGACAUUUUUUAAAUUUAAUUGAGUGUUUUGGUAUGAGGCUACUAUUAUAUUGGAUGAAAUUGAGGAUCAUUAAGUUUCAGACCGACGGAACGAUGAACCGAGCCAUUGCCCUGGAAAGUGGAUCCAAUCUCACCGACCUUAUGGAUAAUAUGACUGUAAGAGGAGAUGAUAUGAAAAGUAGCGGUGUUUCUGCUAACUCAACUUUGAAGGGCUCAAAAAAGGAGAAAUCUGCGACUAGCACAGAGAAAUCGACCACUAGCGAUGUGAUUACGACAGAUUCGGAGGAAAGUGAGUACGAGGUUUCUAAUUAUGAAUCCUCAAAAUCUUCGACCAAUUCCGAGGAGAAGGAAAAGAAUGGCAGAGGAACCUAUGUGGUGAAGAAGGGAGUCUCUUCCUUCAGGAAAUUGCCGGUUAUUACGAAUGAAAAUGAGAAUGAACAAGGUGAAGAUGAAGAUUUGGAAGAAACGAUGAGUGAUGCUACUGAAGAUGGGGAAGAAACUGAUAGAAAUGAAGCGGAAAGAACCGUGGAAUCAGAAUCUUGGUCAGAGACUUUGAAAUCGAACGAUCGAAGCAAGAUUUUGAUCAAUAAAAGUGUCAGUCGAGGAGGAAAACCGAUCAAAAAGAGUGGAAUAACAGAGGAAUUGGAUGGAGAAGAACGAAAAGUUGAUGGGAACGGCUUUGGAAGUAGCUCGGAAAGCCGAGUUUUCGAUUGUAAGUUGAGUUUUAAAUUGAAAAAAAAAUAUUUUUUUAGUGCCUGAAAAAGAUGUCAAAUUCCUGAAUGAAAUCCAAGGCAUCGUUUUGAACAAGGAUAAUCGAAUCCACCUAUCAAGGAAGCUCUUUUCGUUAUUCAAUAAAGCGAUUUUUGAAGAUAAGGUGAGCUUUUUGACCAUUGAAACUGAGACUUUGAAGAUUUUUUUCAAAUUUUUGGAGUUUUGGUUGUUUCCGUAUCUAAAUUAAGGUCUUUAGAUCCCUAAAUCAUUGCAAUUGGAGUGGAAUGGUCGCAUCUCAAAGCACGCCGGUCUAUAUGUAGCUGGCGAUACCCCCAAAUAUGACGUCAUCAAAUUGUCCUCCAAGAUUUUGAAAACUGGCCUCAGGGCAGAGAACACCCUGCUUCAUGAGAUGUGCCAUGCGGCAGUGUACCGGCUGGAUUACUCCGAUGAGGUUCAUGGGCCAAGGUUUGCGAAGUGGUAAGGAUUUUUAUCGCAAUUAUGGAUGUUAUGUUGUUGUUGGUCAUGGGCAGAGAUUGCCACGGUCAAAAUUUCGGCUCCGGCUCUUAGCUCCCAGAGCCGGAGCCGAGGCCAAAUUUGCAGCUCCGGCUCUUGGCUCCGUGCAAAACUUAAAAAGGCCUCGGGCUCCGAAUCCCGGCUCCUAUGCAAAAUGUUUUUUUUUAAAUAUUUUUCCAAAAAUAAAAGUUAUUAGUGCCAGAGAUUAUACAGCCAACGUUUUUGCAGUCAAGUCACAUCCUCCGCAGUGUUUUUCAAGCAAUUUGGUUUAACAAGAUCACAAAAUUUUUACUUUUCUGACAGCUGGGAAGCCUGGCUCCGACUUUGGGCUCGGGAGCCGGAGCCGACCCCAAAAUUUCCGGCUCCGGCUCUGGCUCCCGGCUCGGAGCCGGAGCCGCUCAGAGCCGGAGCCAAGAGCCGGCUCCGGAGCCGUGGCAAUCUCUGGUCAUGGGUAAUAUAAUAUUUUUGAUUUCAGGGUAGCAAAAUGCGCCAAAACUCUCCCCAUGCUGCCGGUUCUUUCCGUUAACCACAACUACGAUGAGGACUCGGAUUAUACGUACAUUUGUCAGGAUUUGUGCUGUGGGUUCAGGUAAUGGAAAGGUUUUGAAUUUUUUAGGCCUAGCAAUAGAUUUACACGAAAUUUAAUGGAGACUUAAUCAUAUUUUAUAGAGAAAGUAAGCUGUUGCCUGAAUACGACCUCCAAACAGACCGUUGCCCAAGCUGUUCAAAUGGAUUUCUCAAAGUUUAUCGCCUCGGGGCUCCCUGGAAACGAGCCAGACUCAAUCAUACCACGGGAAAUGUAGAUGUUGUCUUGAUGGAAUCAUAA